Molecule: messenger RNA, 5013 nt
Organism: Closterium sp. NIES-65
Lineage: Eukaryota; Viridiplantae; Streptophyta; Zygnematophyceae; Desmidiales; Closteriaceae
Source: the annotation of a GenBank genome assembly
AUGGCGCCCCGAUUGGAGGGCGCCACGUCCUCCGCAUCGCAAUCCGUAGGCGGCCAAUCGCAGAAGCAUCAGCAGCUGACGCGCCUCAUCCCGAAAAAAACAUACAAGCCGCUGCUAAGCCUUGAGGUCUUUUACACAGGCGGCCACGUGGCAGUCUUUCCGGAUGGACGCCACGUGGCAUGUCCUUGCGCUGACGUGGUAAAGGUCGUCGAUCUCACCACGGGGAAGGUCGUGCGGACGUUGGAGGGCGACGGAGAGCCAAUCACAGCCGUCGCCGCGAGUCCAGAUGGCGUGUCCGUAUUGGCCAGCUCGCGCAGCCUGCAGACGCGCUGGUGGAACUGGCGCACGGGGGAGUGCAAGCGGUCGUGGAAGGCGCACCCCGCGCCAGUGUCGUGCCUGGCGAUAGACACGAGCGGGGGACUGCUGGCGACAGGGGGGGCGGACAGGGGCGUGCGCGUGUGGGACCUAGAGGCGAAUGCAUGCACGCACUCGUUCACGGGCAUGGGAGGGGUGCUGUCGCAAGUGGCCUUUCACCCCGACCCGAAUCAGCUGCUGGUGAGUGUGUUGCAGGCAAGUGAAAGAAAGCAGUCAGGUAGCUGGGCAGGGAGACGGAUAGGGAGGGGGGGGGCGGACAGGGGCGUGCGCGUGUGGGACCUUGAGGCCAAUGCAUGCACGCACUCGUUCACGGGCAUGGGAGGGGUGCUGUCGCAAGUAGCUUUUCACCCCGACCCAAACCAGCUGCUGGUGAGUAUCAAGUCGACAUCCCCAGGAACGGGUUUAGUGGCGCCUCAAAACUCGUUUCACAAUCUCUCUCCUGCCAUCCCACCUCCUCUCCGCCCUCCCCCCCUCUUCCCCCAAACAGCUGAGAGCGGGCUGGUGCGGGUGUGGGACCUGGUGACCAAGCGCCCAGCAGCCUCUCUGGAUAAGCAUUUCUCCACAGUCACUGCUAUCGCCUUCUCACCGUCGGGAUGGCUGCUGCUCACUGCUAGUCGUGACAAGGUGGUAAACAUAUGGGAUAUUCGCACCUAUGCCCACGUCACCACCAUCCCCGUUUUUGAGUCCCUCGAAGGCCUCGCUAUAGUCACACCCCCUAUAGCCCCAGAAUUUCCUGCCAUUCCCCCCACUGCUGCUGCUGCUGCUGCUGCUGCUGCUGGGGGGGAAGCAGAGGGGGGGAAGGGGGAGAAGGGAGAGAAGGGGAGGAAGGGGGAGAAGGGGAAGAAGAGUAGGGAGGAGAUGGGGGAACGAGAGGUGGUGUGGUUUGUGAGUGUGGGCGAGAGGGGUGUGAUGCGGUUGUGGCGGUCAGACAAGUCAACGGCGGUCUUGGAGCAACGGGCAGCUGAGGUGGCAGGCGGGCAGCAGAAAACAGGCACGGAGGCCAAUGACGAAGCGCCAGCUGGCGGUGGGUUUUUGUCUGCGCAGUUUCUGGGCUUGGAUGGAGGAAGGGGAGUAGGGGGAGGAAAGGGAGGAUGCAGGUUAUUGUGUACCACUGCAGAUCAACGGCUGUUAAUAUACCAGCCUGUCAACGUGAUUGUAACGAAACAGCAGCAGCAGCAGCAGCUGCAGCAGCAGUUUCUUGCCAUGUGUCAGCAGCUGAUUGGGCAGAACGACGAGAUCGUGGACGUGCGAUUCGUCCUUGACCCCUCCUCUUCAUUUCUGGAUGCAGUGGGAGAGGGAGAUGAAGGGGAAGAGACUGAGAGAGAAGGUGGGGGAAGGGAGGUAGAGGAGGGGGAGGAGGAGGGAGAGGACGGAGCUGAGGGGAUAAGGAAGGCGUUGAGAGGGGUGGAGAGGAAUCUGCAGCUGGCGGUGGCAACCAAUAGCGAGCAAGUGCGCGUGUACGACGUGGCGACCGCCAGCUGUCGCCGUUCCCUGAUUGGCCACUCGGACAUCGUGCUGUGCAUCGACGCUUACCCCCACCCCUGCUCCGUGCCUCGUGCCCUUCUUGGCCCUCCUGCUGCUCCUGCUGCUGCUGCUGCUGCUGCUGCUGCUGCUGCUGCUGCUGCUGAUGGCGCUACUGCUAGUGCUGAUGGUGAUGGUAAAGGUGGUUCUUCCGAUUCGGUUCCAGUUUCUCUGCUCGCCUCGUCUGCUAAAGAUCACUCUGUGCGAAUUUGGGACGUCACUACUGGCACCUGUUUAGCAAUGGGUUCAGGACACGUGGCAGCUGUUGCUGCCGUGGCGUUCUCUCAGAGGCCGCCGCCAGAUCAGCCUGCAGGAGGCGGGAAAGGGGGAGGAGCCGGGCCCUUCUUGGUCUCUGGAUCCAGUGAUCGCACGCUUAAAGUCUGGCCGCUCGCGGCCCUCCUUUCCUCCUCAGCAGCAGCGCUGCCUCGUGGGAGGGGUGGUGUGCUUCGUCUCAAGUCAGGUGCCACAGUGGCAGCACACGACAAGGACAUCAACGCUGUAGCUGUGGCUCCCAAUGAUGGCCUCGUGUGCUCCGGCUCCCAGGUGAUGUUGGGUGGGCCUCCGGACCGCACGGCCAAGGUGUGGCGCCUGCCUGAUUUGUCCCUCUCGGUCACACUAAGGGGCCACAAGCGUGGCGUGUGGUCUGUCGCCUUCUCCCCCGUGGACCGCUGUGUGCUCACGGCAUCAGUCGAUGUUCCUUCUGUUUCCCGCCUUGCUCUCUUCCCCCCCUACAGGACCGCACGGCCAAGGCGACGCCACGUGCCGCAUCUGGGCGCUGGCGGAUGGCAGCUGCUUGCGCACGCUUCAAGGGCACGAGGCAUCACAUCGGGUGACGCCACGUGCCGCAUCUGGGCUCUGGCAGACGGCAGCUGCCUGCGCACACUGCAGGGGCACGAGGCGAGCGUGCUCAAGGCCUUAUUCGUGACCCGAGGCACGCAGGGCAGGUAUGUGGGCACUGGCUCUUCUGUGGACGUGUCAUGUCGUGCGCUGUGUGGACUGGGAUGGCCGCAUCUGGGCACUGGCAGAUGGCAGCUGCCUUUUGAGGCGCCUCAAAAGUCGCAUCUGGGCUCUGGCAGAUGGCAGCUGCCUUUUGAGGCGCCUCAAAAGUCGCAUCUGGGCUCUGGCAGAUGGCAGCUGCCUUUUGAGGCGCCUCAAAAGUCGCUUCUGGGCUCUGGCAGAUGGCAGCUGCCUUUUGAGGCGCCUCAAAAGUCGCAUCUGGGCUCUGGCAGAUGGCAGCUGCCUGCGCACACUGCAGGGGCACGAGGCCUCGGUGCUUCAAGGCCAUAUUUGUCACCCGAGGCACGCAGGGUCGGAGAUGCUGGCGACACACCCACCCAGCCCCCUCAUCUCCCCCCCUCCCUUCCCCAGUUUCUCCCCCCUCCCCCCAUCUCCCCUUCUCCCUUCCCCAGUUUCUCCCCCCUCCCUUCCCCAGUUUCUCCCCCCUCCCCCCAUCUCCCCGACCUCUCUCCGCCUCUCACAGAUAUGGGCGUUGGCAGUGAGCCCAGGGUCGGAGAUGCUGGCGACAGGUGGCAGCGACUCAAAAGCCACCCGGCCUCUUCAUCCCCCUCUCCCCCUCUCUUCCCCCCCCUCACCUCCACCUCUCUCUGCCGCCUGCAGAUAUGGGCGCUGGCAGUGAGCCCAGGAUCGGAGAUGCUGGCGACAGGUGGCAGCGACUCAUUGGUGCACGUGUGGCAGGACUGCACGCAGCAGGAGCAGCAAGAGGCCGCCCUGGAGCAGGUGAUGGCGGUCAAGGCAGUACAGCAGGAGCAGGCGAUGCGCAACGCAGCUGUAGCGGAGGACUAUGUGACGGCGCUACAGCUGGCGCUGCAGCUGCAGCGACCCACCACCAUGGCAGCACUGCUCUCAGAUCUCAUGAAGAAGGAAGGUGCGGAGGAGAGGAUAGGAGGGGCGGUGGCGGGGCUAGAACCCACACAGCUGCGGCAGCUGCUGCUGUACGCACGUGAAUGGAACACCAACGCCAAGCUGUGCUUGUCGGCGCAACGCCUGCUGGCUGCAGUGUUGAAGCACCACCCCCCAGCAACGCUCAUGCAGAUCCCAGGAAUCGGGGAGAUUCUGGACGGGCUGCAACCAUACACGCAGCGCCACCUGGCGCGUCUCGAGCGCGUGUUGCGGAGCUCCUACCUUGUCGACUACACUCUCGCCGCCCUCACCAUGCUACAGCCGACCGCUGACCUGGCGGUGCAUGCUGACGUGGCGCUACAGCCGGGUGCUGAGCUGGCGCUGAUGGACGGCAAAGCUGCCCUGGUGCUACAGGCCAAAGCUGCCGCCCAGGAGAGGCCUUCUGGUUUGGAAGUACUGAAGGAGAAGGUGAGGAGGGAGAGUGAGAGGGGGGAAAGAGGUGAGAGGGGGAGAGGGGAGGAGGGGAAGGGAGAUGGGAGUGAGAAGGGAGGAGGGGAAUAUAGUGAGGUGGAUGCUGCUAUGAAGAUGUGGAGGUAUCUGGAGAGUAAGAGAGAGGAGGAAUUGAAGGGGAAGGAGGGUAAGGGAGAGGGAGAGGAAGAGGAGAGGGAGGAUGGGGAAGAGGAGUUGGAGGAAGGGGAAGAGGAUUUGGAGGAAGGAGAGGAGGAAAGGGAAGAUGGAGAGGAGAAUGGGGAAGUAGAGGGGAGUGAGGAGGACGAGGAAGAAGGUGGGGAGGAGGAAGGAGAGGAGGCAGGGGAGGAAGAGUCAGAGGAAGAGAUAGAAGAAGAGGAAGAGGAAGGAGAGGAAGGGGAAGAGGAAGGAGAGGAAGGGGAAGAGGAAGGAGAGGAAGGGGAAGAGGAAGGAGAGGAAGGGGAAGAGGAAGGAGAGGAAGGGGAAGAGGAAGGAGAGGAAGGGGAAGAGGAGGACGCAGGAGAAGAGGCUGAAGAAGAAGCAGAAGGGACAGGGGAGGAGGAAGAGAGCGAAUCAGAGGAGGAGGAGGAAGAGGAGGAGGAGGAAGAGGAGGAGGAGCACCGUGGCAGGCAGGCAAGAGUCCAAGCCCUGGUGCACAAGGGAAAGAAAGGGGUUGAGAAGCAAAUGAGCGCGGCACACAAAGGUCCGGCGGCACAGAAGCGUGUUUCCAAGAGCAAAGCACAGACAGCAGGACAUGCUGUGCCUAGCAAGAAGCAGAGGAUGAGAUGA